Bombina bombina (fire-bellied toad) is the source of this 1619-nucleotide messenger RNA. It is a transcript of the gene RAB11A, whose product is annotated as RAB11A, member RAS oncogene family. The record is from RefSeq and is a predicted model, not a curated record. Gene Ontology annotation, cellular component: postsynaptic recycling endosome; axon; transport vesicle. Lineage: Eukaryota; Metazoa; Chordata; Amphibia; Anura; Bombinatoridae. The transcript is spliced from 5 exons. Gene Ontology annotation, molecular function: GTPase activity; GTP binding. Gene Ontology annotation, biological process: exocytosis; neurotransmitter receptor transport, endosome to postsynaptic membrane; melanosome transport. The coding region runs from base 112 to 762 and encodes 216 amino acids.
CGGAAGCGCUGUUCUUGUUACAGGGAGGGGUUCGGGCACACACCGGGCUUCCUGGAGAUUCUGUCGGUUGUUGCUGAACCGAAGCUCUUGUACAUAACACUCUUCGACAGGAUGGGCACUAGGGACGAUGAGUAUGAUUUCUUAUUCAAAGUUGUAUUAAUUGGCGAUUCAGGAGUAGGAAAAAGUAACCUUCUGUCCCGAUUUACCCGUAAUGAAUUUAACCUGGAGAGUAAGAGCACCAUUGGAGUAGAGUUUGCCACAAGGAGCAUUCAAGUUGAUGGCAAAACAAUCAAAGCCCAGAUCUGGGACACAGCUGGACAGGAGAGAUAUCGAGCCAUCACGUCAGCGUAUUACAGGGGAGCUGUUGGGGCUCUACUGGUUUAUGAUAUAGCCAAACAUCUGACAUAUGAGAAUGUAGAAAGAUGGCUAAAAGAGUUAAGGGACCAUGCGGACAACAACAUAGUCAUCAUGUUAGUCGGAAACAAGAGCGAUCUGCGCCAUCUAAGAUCAGUGCCUACUGAUGAAGCCCGAGCAUUUGCAGAAAAGAAUGGUUUAUCUUUUAUUGAGACAUCUGCUUUGGACUCAACAAAUGUGGAAGCUGCUUUCCAGACCAUCCUAACAGAGAUUUACCGCAUUGUUUCACAGAAGCAGAUGUCUGACAUCCGCGUGAAUGAUAUAUCCCCCAGUAACAACGUGGUUCACAUCGAUGUGCCACCCACCACUGAAAACAAACCAAAGUUGCAAUGCUGUCAGAACAUAUAAUGGCUGCUGCCUGCUGUAUGCCAGGCUUUUCCCUGGGCCAGCUGCAGAGGGGCCAGGCUAGGAAUUCCUGGCUCCUUUUCUAGGGGUGCCAGGUUCUGUAUAUUCCCCAUGUCCUGCCAUGGACUCUUUUUGGAAUUCUUUUUUUUUUUUUUUUCGUUGUUAAUAUAUAUUUUUUUUGCGUGUAUGUGUAUAAAUACUUUAAUUUUACUAUUCCAUCUGGAUUUUUACAUGUCUUAAAUUCUUAUUAUUUUCAAUGUUCUGUAUUAAAAUAUGAUCUAAUUCUCCUCCUCUGUUGCCCCUGCUUUCAGUUAGUCUCCCCCACCUCCCUCUCCAUCCUUAAUAAGACACUAUGGUUGCAGGUUCACCCCCCCCCUUGCCCUUUUAGACUCAGAGGCAUCUGUAUAAUAUAUUAAAUAAACGCAUGUUGCCUGCUGAAGGCAUUUUCUCCUUAUACUUUGUGAUCUCCCAUUUCUCUGUAUUACAUUAUGGUGACACUUUGUUCCUUUUUGCUGGAAGUCACUGGGAAAAUGUAAAUUUUGUAAGGGGAGAUCUGCUAUGUGUGUUAAAGGGACAUUUUGAUACAAUUUUGUUUUGGGAGUAUUUAACCCCAGCAUAUGUCAGUGCUAAAAGUUCCAACUUUUUAGGCUGAUUUUAAUUCUGAAAGAAGAGCCUCCUAGUGCCAGUUGUCACACAAAGAGAUAGGACCCUGUGUUAUGACCAUUCUUUUGGUUCUUUUGCCUGCCCAGUCAGUGAUCUUGAGUGAGUUUCAGUAAUAAAUGGAUGUGACACUGAAAAUUCAGUUCUCUAUAAAUGUUUAAUUAUAUGUAGAAAUAAAAAAUGUGAUGUUUUUCAUUGUU